Hibiscus syriacus is the source of this 1094-nucleotide messenger RNA. Its product is annotated as peroxisome biogenesis factor 10-like. Gene Ontology annotation, molecular function: zinc ion binding. Gene Ontology annotation, cellular component: peroxisomal membrane. The transcript has 10 exons. The record is from RefSeq and is a predicted model, not a curated record. Bases 56 to 961 code for a protein of 301 amino acids. NCBI's taxonomy places the organism in Eukaryota, Viridiplantae, Streptophyta, Magnoliopsida, Malvales, Malvaceae. Gene Ontology annotation, biological process: protein import into peroxisome matrix.
UUGACUAGUAGAAAAAAAAACUUCGAUUUUCACUGAAAAACACACUGAAACGGAGAUGGGAUCAGGGAGAAACGAUUCGGGCGGGUCAGGCAACCCAGGUCCAAGUGGGGAAUCGGAGCCCUCCGCCACGGUCGAGCCGCGGCGAUUCCCUCUUGCAGCUCAACCAGAAAUAAUGAGAGCGGCGGAGAAAGACGACCAAUACGCUUCCUUCGUCUACGACGCCUGCCGCGACGCCUUCCGGCACCUUUUCGGUACCAGAGUUGCGGUAGCUUAUCAGAACGAGACCAAACUCCUAGGUCAAAUGCUUUACUAUGUUUUAACAACAGGCUCUGGGCAGCAAACAUUAGGAGAAGAAUGCUGUGACAUCACUCAGGUCGCUGGACCUCAUGGCCUUUCCCCAACACCUUGCUGUUGCAUACAGAUGCUGCCUAUAGCUCGUGAAUUAUUGCAAUGGGUUCUACGUGCUAACCUCAUGUUCUUCUACUUUGAAGGUCUCUAUUAUCAUAUAUCCAAACGUGCGUCUGGCAUUCGCUACGUAUUCAUAGGGAAGCCAUCAAAUCAAAGACCCAGGUACCAAAUCCUGGGGAUUUUCCUCUUAAUUCAGCUAUGCAUUGUUGCUGCCGAAGGUCUGCGACGCAGCAACUUAUCUUCAAUUACAAGCUCAAUUCAUCAGACCUCAUUGGGGACCCAUCAAAACCCAUCAGGACAAGGUUUGCCUGUUUUAAACGAAGAAGGCAACUUGAUACCAAUGGAGGCUGACCGGGUUACAUGGUCAACAUCUGUUGUUUGCAAAUGCACCUUAUGCCUAAGCAAUCGACAAUACCCGACAGCUACACCGUGCGGUCAUGUAUUCUGCUGGAACUGCAUCAUGGAAUGGUGCAACGAAAAGCCCGAAUGCCCAUUAUGCCGUACACCCAUAACUCAUUCAACUUUAGUUUGUUUAUAUCAUUCAGAUUUCUAGCUUUCGAUUACGAGUGCUGCUGAAGUGAACACCCAGGAAGAGAGCCAUAUUCAUAACAACUCACGUAUCCUGCAUUUUGCUGGUGAAAAUGUAUACAAAAAAGGGAUUAGUGUGUGCGAUUGGGAUGAUAUCU